AUGGCUAUCACCAAUACUUCGAGUACCGUGCAGGGUAUCUUCUCGCUGCAUGUCAUCACAGCAGGAUGCAGCAUCAUCUUGUUUCUGGCUGCCAUUGCGCUGUUUGCCAGACAGGUCACUGGUGGACCGGCGCGACCACGCAUGUUUAUGCCGUUUUGGCAGUCGACGGGAAAGGGACAUAGUGCUGCAGCCACGCACUUCUUCGUCAUCUCGGGCCUCUUCUGCCUUCUCCUCGCGUACAGCACGCAAUCCGCCAUCGUAGCUUUGCAAUCCCGCUUCCCAGGCUCUUCUUUCGCCAUCACGCCCGCAUACUCAUAUCCCCGCUAUACCAGCGCCUACGGCUAUAACCCCGACAUCCCCUACGCGAAAAUCAUCUCCAUCCUGUCCUUCCUGUACCAAUGCGCCUGCAUCCUGCUCCAAGCCUGCAUCGUGGGCGGCAUCUGGAUUCUGGCCAACCACAUGCACAGCAACGGGACGCAUAUCCCCGAGCCAGGGUUCUUGAGCCUCGUGCUGAAUGCAUUUUGGCUGGUCGCUAUUGUCGGGCUGGGGCUUGCGAGCUGGAUUGUGGGACUUGCGAGGCGCGGCAGUGGGAAUAGUGCGAGCGCGUAUCCGGAGAUGGUACAGCGCGAUUAUACGGCGCGCACGCUGUAUGUGACGUACGUGGCUGUGGUGAUUACUGCGUCGAUGAGUGUGACGAUUGAGGCGGUGUUGUGUUGGAUUGGAAUGAGGAAGCAUGGGAGGGUCGGGAACCGCUUCCAAGCCCCCCUGACUAGACUUAUCGCACUCGUCACGCCGCUCGUGUGGAUCCGCAACUGCUUCUCCAUAGCACAGAUUGUGAUUAUAUACUACAACGUGACAAACUGGUCGCGCACGACAAACCAGGCCCUCGCAUUCCUCUUCAUCAUCUUCGGAGAGCUGUGCGAUCUGGGGAUCCUGGCUGUGCUGUUGCUGGGAGCUUGGAGCUUUGGACGCCGCGAUGAGGUGCCAGAGGGUGCGGUCAAGGAGGUGCGGUAUAGCGAGAGUGUUGUGAGGGAUGAUAUUGCUAGGUGAGCUUUCACCUUUUGGGGAGGGGGGUGAGGUUGAAUGUCGGUAUGGAUAUAUCUACAAUUGUAGAGGGGGAUUGAGAAGAAAGGCAGCGCCUGUAUGGGUGACGAGUAAUGUGUGGUGAUGAGAUGUUACGAGACUGGAAAACUUCCUUCUGAAGCGUAUUAUCCUGUAUAACGAUUUAAU
Molecule: messenger RNA, 1230 nt
Organism: Exserohilum turcica Et28A
Lineage: Eukaryota; Fungi; Ascomycota; Dothideomycetes; Pleosporales; Pleosporaceae
Exons: 3
Coding region: 1-1050 (349 amino acids)
Source: RefSeq, a predicted model, not a curated record